Molecule: messenger RNA, 1570 nt
Organism: Closterium sp. NIES-67
Lineage: Eukaryota; Viridiplantae; Streptophyta; Zygnematophyceae; Desmidiales; Closteriaceae
Source: the annotation of a GenBank genome assembly
AUUUGUGUGUGGUGUGUUCUGGAGUUUGGGAAUGUGUUCUGUGUUAUUUUUGUUUGAGCAGGUAUUUUGAUGAUAGAUCUUGAGAAUAUAUUUCCGACGCAACAAGAAUCGCUUCAAUCGGAGCAAGAACGCGAAAGCUAUGAAGAUUCAAAGUUCAUGAGCUUGCGUUACAAUUGCGGCGGUUACAAAGUGAAGUUGUGGGGUGACUCUAUAUGGAGUUGGGACCUUUGGGGUUGGGGAAAUUUGUCACUCUACUGUAACAGGUGCAAAUUGAAGAGCAAGGCCGAAGUGACCUUUGGACCAACCAGCUGCCGUGCUAAGCUUGGGAAGAAGGUGCUGUGGAGUCUGGAAGAGGAGACCAGCUGCAUCAAGGACCUGUGGCAGCUGCCCAUCAUCCCAUGGAAUGGGAAGACUCCAACAGCAGCAACGGCAGCAGCGGCAAAGGCAACAGCAGGAAGAGAUGCAACUGCACCAACUGAUGGGGUCCUGGAAGCAGUCAAGAAAGUGCAGCAGCAGCAGACACAUGGCGAGGUGCUUGCUGGUGUGGAUGCGAGUGCGGCAUGGGCUAAGGCUUCAUCAAGGAGUGGAGAGGCCGAUUGGGAGACAUGGCAUGAGAGGCUGUGUCAUGUGAACUUCCCUAUGCUGCAGAAGUUGGUGAAGAAUGGGAGCCUGAAGGGCUUGGAGGUGAAAGGGGAAGUGAAGGAGAUUGGGAGCUGCCCUACAUGCUUGGAGACCAAGUUCUCCAAGUUCCCCUUCAACAGCACUACAGGACCAGCCAAGACCCCACUUGCACUUGUGCACAUGGAUGUGGUGGGGCCCACAAGAGCGCCUUCCCUCUCAGGCAGCCGCUAUUUCUUGACAAUUGUGGAUGACCACACUCGGGCAGUGUGGGUUUACCCUUUGAAGAGCAAGGGGGAGGAGAAAAGGGGGAAGUUGGAGGCUUCUGGAAGAUGGGGUGUGCACUUGGGGAUUGCAAAGGAUCACAAGGGGUGGCUGCUAUGGGACUUGACCACCCAGAAGUUGACACUGUCAAGGGAUGUGAAGUUUCUUGAGUCCCUGUACUACAAGGAAUGGAAGCAGCAGCAACAGAAGCUUCCAUCUACACCGCUCAUUGUGGAGGCAGAUGAGCCAGAGGGGGAGAUUGUUGUGUGAUGUCAUCAUAUGCUAUCACAUUCUGUCUGCCUCCCAUCCCAUGUUUUCAACUUGCAUGUGUGGUUUGAAUGUGAAAGAAUUUGUGUGUGGUGUGUUCUGGAGUUUGGGAAUGUGUUCUGUGUUAUUUUUGUUUGAGCAGGUAUUUUGAUGAUAGAUCUUGAGAAUAUAUUUCCGACGCAACAAGAAUCGCUUCAAUCGGAGCAAGAACGCGAAAGCUAUGAAGAUUCAAAGUUCAUGAGCUUGCGUUACAAUUGCGGCGGUUACAAAGUGAAGUUGUGGGGUGACUCUAUAUGGAGUUGGGACCUUUGGGGUUGGGGAAAUUUGUCACUCUACUGUAACAGGUGCAAAUUGGUUGGGAACAACCAAGCUAGGUUGGCAAGGGUGGCCAACUUGGAUGGAUUGGUUGGGAAGGGACAAA